Messenger RNA from Prunus armeniaca (apricot), 1329 nucleotides. The record is from the annotation of a GenBank genome assembly. NCBI's taxonomy places the organism in Eukaryota, Viridiplantae, Streptophyta, Magnoliopsida, Rosales, Rosaceae.
AUGCGUGCAAACCCAACACCUUCUUCAACGAACCACGCUACAAUCCCAUCAUUCACUAACCCUAAUUCCAACUUCACUACAAAGUUACACUCCCAAAUGUUCAAUCCUUCACAAGAUUCCACCAAUUUCACCUAUCACAUUCCUUAUCAAUCCAACACCAUAAACCCUAACAGUAACCAACGUUGGUUGUUUCCUCCACCAGUGGUUCCCUCUGCAGUAGCCUUUGAUCCAGCCCUUCGCCCGCCUGGAACUGAACCAAAUGCCAAUUCAGGCUCAUACUCGUGGACCCAUGUUGUAUUCCAAGCUCAAACGCCAUUUGGUGAAGACCCAAAUGCUGGUUCUCAGAAUGGGGCUAUCCAACAAGCUGAACCCAUUGGACACGAAGCUUCUAUCAAGUCUCUGAAUGAGAGUUUGUUAGUGCCCACCACUUCAAAUUCUUUGUGGAAUAGCAAUGGGACAAAUCGGUGUGAUGUUUGUAAUGUCAGUUGUAGUAGCAAAGAAAAUUACGAGGCACACAUAUUGGGAAAGAAACACCAGAAAAAAAUCAGAAUGCAAUAUAAUCCCACUGCCACAGCCUCUAAUGUUCUAAACAAUAUCAGUCUGCCAAGCCAAACAAGCAGUGUAGGUGGGCAAGUGAUAUUUGGGGGUUCAGGUGUGGCUGCUGGUGCAGAAUUGGAAACAAAGAGACGUAAGAUUGUGAAUGGUGGUGCAGCGGUUGAUUCCAUGGUGGUUUGCACAAUAUGCAACGUUGUUUGCAAUAGCCAAGAAGUUUACAUUAAACACCUGGCUGGUAAAAGGCACAAGGCUCAGGCUAGCUUAGUGGCUCCAAAUGUUGGCCCAUAUUUUGGUGCAGUUCAAUCUGAAGUUACUGGCAUUUGGAGUAAAGAUCCAAAUAAAAUCAAACUAGUUCAGUCUGCAUGGUGUGAAGUUUGUAAAGUCAAUUGUAACAGCAAUGACACCUACAUCAAACACUUAGUUGGAAAGAAACAUCAGAAGAACUUGGAGCAAAUUGAAAAGUUAAAGAAUGAUGGCAGUGCCUCAACCUCAAAUGUUCCAUCAGCUGCAACAAAUGCAAUAAUUGGACCAAUGGAAAACCCAGGAGCCAAGGGUUCCCAGCCAGAGGAGGAUUUGGAGACAAAGAAGCGCAAGAUCAUAUCAGGAGGAGCAGCAGCUGGUGCGGUCAAAACGUGUACUGUAUGCAAUGUGGUGUGCAAUAGUCAGACAGUUUUCAGUUCUCAUCUUGCUGGUCAGAAGCAUGCUGCUAUGGUGAAGAAACAGGCAGAAGUUGGAGUAGCAAUCAGAGCCUCUCAACAGAUAACCGCUUCUUGA